Anopheles bellator is the source of this 1282-nucleotide messenger RNA. RefSeq names its product PITH domain-containing protein GA19395. The record is from RefSeq and is a predicted model, not a curated record. Bases 86 to 718 code for a protein of 210 amino acids. The transcript is spliced from 3 exons. Gene Ontology annotation, cellular component: nucleus. NCBI's taxonomy places the organism in Eukaryota, Metazoa, Arthropoda, Insecta, Diptera, Culicidae.
UUAGGGCGAUUUUCCUUUUGAUUUGGAAAGACUUUUCAACUUCGAUCCACUUAAAACAUCCAACUACAGGUUUUAUUUGUAAAAAAUGUCUCACGGGCAUUCACACGGGAGUGGUUGCGGGCAUGAAGCUCUUGGCAUCGAUAAUGAACUAGAAAUGGGGUUAGCGUACAGUUUAUACGAAAAAAUUGAUUUUCCAAAUGUGGAGUGCUUGAACGAAGAAGUGGAAAACUCGGGCAAAAGCGUUUUCAAAGCUUACAACGAAAGAUUGAACUAUGAUAAGUUCGUUUCCAGCGAUGCAGACGAGGAACUCUUAUUCAACAUACCCUUCUCAGGGAACAUAAAGCUGAAAGGAAUAAUCAUUAUUGGUGCAGAUGAUGAUUCCCAUCCUAGGAAGAUGAGACUAUUUAAAAAUCGCCCGAAAAUGACAUUCGAUGCCGUAGACUCGACAGCGGAUCAAGAAUUUUCGUUGCAGAAAGACACAAGCGGUUCAAUAGAAUAUCCAACAAAGGUUGUCACAUUUGCAAGUGUACACCAUCUUUCUAUACACUUGCCGAGCAAUUAUGGCAACGAUAGUACUACGGUAUACUAUAUAGGCCUAAAAGGGGAAUUUAGUGAAGCACAUCAUCACGGCGUUACGAUCUGCACCUACGAAGCACGACCAAACGUUUCAGAUCACAAAGGAAACCUUUUCGAUUCAGUUAAUCAUCGUGUUCAAUGAUACGACACUAUGGACAAAUGCAAACUUGGCCAUCAUUCAAUUGCUGUGCAAAUACAUCUGUUUAGAAGCCCUUGAUACGGUUGAAUUCAUUUUAUAAGGAUUCUAUGAGCUUGUUUUUAGUUUCGUAUUGUAGAAUUAUUUGUAGACGUUCGUUGUUCUACCCAUCUAACUAUAGAGACUGACAGUAACAUUUUGGAAGGAUUCGGAUUUAUCUACCAUGAAAUGAAAUGUACAUUGCGUAUCUUUUGUCUAUUGGUGUUUAUAUUUAUUUCAUGAUUCCAUCAUUACACGAUUUCACUUUGUCUUGUGUGGCAGAAUGUUUACCUAAAGCGCAGAAAAAUGCAUGUUACAAUAUUCAUUAAUAGAAUCUGUUAUUGCAUACGGACAUUUGUGUUUGAUAUGUUUCCAUGCAAAUCAUCCAUGAUGUUAAGCAGAGAUCUUCACACCAUUCUGUUGGCAGAAUGAUCUUAAGUGAAUUUCUGCGAACGGAAAUAGUAUUUUUCACUUCUUGUUGGAAGAACUACUACAAGAUUGUUAAUAAAUAGUUGUUCACAUUGACGUGAG